Suillus fuscotomentosus is the source of this 2019-nucleotide messenger RNA. Its product is annotated as Na+/solute symporter. Gene Ontology annotation, molecular function: urea transmembrane transporter activity. The transcript is spliced from 22 exons. Lineage: Eukaryota; Fungi; Basidiomycota; Agaricomycetes; Boletales; Suillaceae. The coding region runs from base 1 to 2019 and encodes 672 amino acids. Gene Ontology annotation, cellular component: plasma membrane. Gene Ontology annotation, biological process: urea transmembrane transport. The record is from RefSeq and is a predicted model, not a curated record.
AUGUCCAGCGAGCCGUCAUAUUCUGAGUUCAAGCCACUCCUCGCCCAGAGCGUUGGUUAUGGCGUUGUUGUUGGUGUGGGGUUCUUCUUCGCAGGCGUCAUGUUCAUCUUGACCACACUGCAACGCAAAUUUUUCAAAUUUUCUCCUGCUUCUUCGGAAGAAUUCACGCCUGGCCUAAUAUGCUGUGGAAUCGUAAGCGCGUGGACAUGGAGCGCUACGCUUUUGCAAUCGAGCACUGUUGCAUAUACAUUCGGCGUUAGCGGUCCUUGGUGGUAUGGUGUCGGUGGCACCAUUCAGGUUGCUAUGUUUGGCAUGGUUGCCUCCAAGGUGAAGCAGAACGCCAACGGUGCCCAUACAUUCCUUGAGAUUGUCAAGACCCGAUUUGGGACAAGUGCCCACAUUCUCUUUACAUUUUAUGGAUUUCUGUGUAUCUUAUUGGUCUGCGGGUCUCUGCUACUUGGAGGCUCUGCAACUGUUAACGCCUUGACCGGCAUGAACACCACCGCGGCAUGCUUUCUUCUCCCUAUUGGUAUUGCUCUCUAUGUCAUCUUUGGUGGUCUGCGCGCGACAUUUAUCUGCGACUGGAGUCAUACCAUUAUCUUGUUCAUUAUCAUCUACAUAUUCACAUUCCGAGCAUACGGAACAUCACCUGCCAUUGGCAGUGUCUCCAGACUCUAUGAUCUCUUAGAACAGGCUAGCAUCAUCACUCCAGUGGUAGGUAAUCAAGGGGGCAGCUACUUGACCAUGAAAUCCGAUCAAGGCCUUGUGUUUGGUGCUAUCACAAUCCUUUCUGGUUUUACCGGAGUCUUCUGCGAUCAAGGUUACUGGCAAAGGGCAAUCGCAAGUCAUCCAGAAUCGACCACCAAGGCAUACAUGCUUGGUGGUAUUUCUUGGUUUGCUGUUCCAUGGGCAUUUGCAUCUUGUCUCGGUCUGAGUGCUCGCGCUCUUAUUACUAAUGCAAGUCCACCAAACUUUCCCACCUAUCCUUCUCCGCUUUCUCCAAGUCAGAUUAGCGCGGGUCUUGCAGCUCCUGCUGCAGCUGCUGUGCUCAUGGGCAAAGGUGGCGCGAUCACCGUGCUCCUUGUAGUAUUUAUGGCCGUGACUUCAGCCGCGAGUGCUGAGCUCAUCGGCGUAUCCAGUCUAUUCAUAUACCGGACCUAUUUCCGUCCCAACGCCACUGGCGAUGAGAUAGUGAGGGUAUCUCACUGCUUCAUAUGUUUCUGGGCAGUCUGGAUGGGCUGUUGGGCAACUAUUCUGAAUGCUGUUCACAUCGACCUUGGAUGGGUGAACUAUCUGGAAUACAGAGGCUGUAUACUCAGCCCUGCAGUUAUUCCCAUUGGACUUACCGUUUCGUGGUCUAAGCUUACGAAAGCAGGCGUUUUCUGUGGUGCUAUAGGCGGUGCAUGUUUCGGAAUGUUGGCUUGGAUGAUUGGAUGCUGGAAGAUAUACGGCCAAAUCAACAUCAGUAACCUUGCGCAACCGUACUCCGCCCUAUGCAGUAGUCUCGCGGGACUAUUUUUCUCUGGAAUUUUGACAGUGGGGGUGUCGCUCUUGAACCCUGCUGACUAUGACUUCUCGGGCACCCGAGCAAUCGCCACCUUAGAAGACACAAUCGGGAGCGACAUUUCAGGCGUUGACACUUCAUACAGAGCAUCAGAUACCGAAUCGCAAAAUGAGAAAAGGGAUGAAAAGCGGUCAUCGUUGAAACAACCUGUUUCCAACAUCAUGGAGGUUGGGUUGGAGAACGAUGAUGAACAACGUCUCAGAUCUCUUAAGACGGUAUUCAGAAAGGCGUUUAUAUAUUCGUCGAUUUUGACAUUGAUUGUCGUCAUACUUGUCCCACUGCCACUAUUCUUCUCUCAUUAUGUCUUCAGCAAGAAGUUUUACACCUUCUGGACAGCCUGCUCGAUCAUAUGGGCUUUCGCGAGUGGGUCAUUUUGCAUCGUCUUCCCCUUGUGGGAGUCCAGAAAUGAGAUCGGUAUGAUACUGGGUUCAGCUUAUAGGUCAAUCCGCAAAUAG